AUGGAACUCAGUCGCGAAUAUGCGGCCUCACGUCGGCCGAGCAGAUUGCGGGAUCAUUUUGUUUCCUCGGCACAAAGCGAACCAUCGGAGCAUGUGCAGGACAGAUUCGGUCGUCACACAACGGGUCGAGGUUAUUAUAGCGCGCAAGAAAGGGCACACCGCGAUACUCCUAGGCGAGAUUAUAGUAGACGGUAUAGAAGUUACGAUUACGAAGAUUCCUAUGCAAAGCACUACGACAGGACGUAUAUAUAUGCAAGGAGGGCUGUAUAUAACCAUGAGUAUGGAGAAUAUAACAUGCGGCCGAAGCCGACGCCUAUACCGAUUACGACAUCGCGAGAUAAUGGUUAUGUUGGCAAUAGGGUACGAAGCACACCCCAGGCAGAGAGAGAAGACACCAAUUUCGCUCAUAAUAAUAUCAUGGUUGGUUCUAGAAGUACCAGAAGAGCGACAUCGAGGUGGUCUGAUGUGCUCGCGGAUCCAAAACACUCAAACGAAGCCGACGAUAAAAUGCAGCUGAGAUACAGUUAUAAACGCAGGCCACUGAAUGAGCCUGUAAAACCAAUAAUGAACGAUCCUGUGCCUGUAGAUUCCACUGCAGAUGAGACUGCAGCAACUUUGGUGCGUGUUAGGCCGUUAUCGCCGCGCAUUUCUAAAAGGCGUGCCGCCUCGCUGCGGGUAGACGAGGAACCGCAAGCUACAGAACUUUAUGUGGGGGAACACAUGGUUACAGAUAACGAAAUUAGCGCUGUAGAUGAUGGCAUUCACGCGCCUCCGGACUAUGUUCCAGUGAAUUUACCGGAGACGCCUCAAACACACACUCCGGAGGGGGGCGACGUUGUGGAGAACACCGUCAUAAAAGCCGAAUUUCGGACCACUAAUAAUAAUUCACCAAUAAAGCGUAAGAGAGGAAGGCCAAAAGGCGUCCGAGAGACGGCUGUGCAUGCUUCUCCAACCCCUAAGAAGGAAAAGGUGAAAAGUGCGAUGGCGGGGAAUGACGGGCCAGUGGUUACACCGGUUCCAAAGCGGACUAGUGCUAGAAUACGGUCACAUAAUGCGACAUCGUCUUACGCCAAUGACGACCAUCUGGCCGGCGACACGUACGAGGAACAGCUACAAAAAGCAAUCGCCAUGUCAAUCAUAGAAGUAGACAACAAGCCUAGCGAUGUGGAUAAAACACAACCAGAUGAUGGCGAUCUUUCUGUGGAUAGCAAUGAUAAGGACCAGGAAAGCAGCAUUGCGGUUGUCGACGACGAUAGUGGAGAUCAAGAUUACGUGCCCGAUACUCCCACAACAGCUGCGAAGAAAGCAGCUGCGAAAAUAAAACGCAAAUACGCAACCAAAACAACUGCAAAAACCGCAGUUGCGAAAAUCAGUGGCAAGGUUCGUAAUGUAAAGCGCGUCAAAGAAGCAAACGACGUUGAACCCGGUAUAGUGCAGGAGAAGGAACUUCCACUACCAGAUUCCACAAAUGAAGAGGUCACAGUUGUCAAUGGUGGGUCUGAAAGCUCUAGGAUGCUGCUUUUUGAAGAGUAUUUGGAGAUGAGUGAACGUAUGUACUGUGGAAAGCCUUUGUGUGUCAGGGAGAAGCACGAUUCCGCGGAAAAGAAAAUGGAAAGUGCCACUGAACCAGAUGAGUCCAGCGAUGAGGAAGCGUCGGAAAUAAAACGAUGUGUCGACAGGUCGAUUUCACCGACAAAAGCGCUGCGGCCGUGUAUCCCAAAGAGCAUUCACAGCAAUGCGAACACAUCGGAUAACAUACCCGAUAACUGUGGUAGCGAUGACCCCUUUGAAUUCCAAUGUUCGAAGCUGAGCCUUAGGUUCAGGGUUUCAUUCGCAAUGCUCACUUCGGACUUACGGCAAGAGCAAAUGUUGGAUCUUUGGGGGCCCAAAGAGAUUGUUCUUUUUGAAUUAGGCAUGUUCAAGCACGGUAAAGAGUUCCACGAAAUUCAGCGAAACAUACCGACUAAGACAGUUCAGGAGAUAGUGGAUAUGUAUUACUUCUGGAAGAAAACGAACCGUUAUAAAUUGUGGAAGGCAAACAGACAAUACUAA
Messenger RNA from Babesia bigemina, 2052 nucleotides. RefSeq lists its product as hypothetical. Gene Ontology annotation, molecular function: histone deacetylase binding; transcription corepressor activity. NCBI's taxonomy places the organism in Eukaryota, Apicomplexa, Aconoidasida, Piroplasmida, Babesiidae. Gene Ontology annotation, cellular component: nucleoplasm. Gene Ontology annotation, biological process: negative regulation of transcription by RNA polymerase II. The transcript has a single exon. The record is from RefSeq and is a predicted model, not a curated record. Bases 1 to 2052 code for a protein of 683 amino acids.